AUGCAAAACCCGAUCAUUGUUGUUGGUGGUGGUUUGGCCGGCCUUUCUGCCGCCCACACCAUCGUCGAACGCGGCGGCAACGUCGUUUUGCUUGACAAGAACCCCUUCCUUGGAGGCAACUCCACCAAAGCCACGUCCGGCAUCAACGGUGCCGGCACCACCGCCCAGAUGAAGCUCGGCAUUCCCGACACUCCCGCCAUCUUCUACGACGAUUCUGCUCGUUCUGCCCGCGACCUGCUCAACCCGGCCCUCACCAAGGUUCUGACCUACAACUCGGCCUCGGCGGUCGAGUGGAUCUCGGAAAAGUUCAAGGUCGACAUGUCCCUGGUUUCCCGGCUCGGUGGCCAUUCCCAGCCCCGCACCCACCGCGGCAAGGAAAUGUUCCCUGGCAUGACCAUGACCUACGCCCUCAUGGAGACCUAUGAGGAUCUCUGCAAGAGCUCGCCCCACCGCGCCCAGCUUCUCAAGAAGGCCGAGGUCACCGAGCUGAUCUACGAGAACAACCGUGUCGUUGGCGUGCGCUACCAGAAGGACGGCGCUGUCCACGAAGCCCGUGGCCCCGUCAUCCUCGCUACUGGCGGCUAUGCUGCCGAUUUCACCAACACUUCGCUCCUGAGACAGUUCCGUCCGGAGCUGUGGGAUCUGCCCACUACCAACGGCGACCACUGCACUGGCGAUGGCAUCAAGAUGACCCUUGCCAUUGGCGGUGGCACCCUCCACAUGGACAAGGUCCAGGUCCAUCCCACGGGCCUUGUCGAUCCCAAGGAGCCCGAUGCUAAAGUCAAGUUCCUGGCCGCUGAGGCCCUCCGCGGUGUGGGCGGUCUCCUUCUCGAUGCCAACGGAAGCCGCUUCUGUGACGAGCUUGGCCACCGCGACUACGUCACCGGCAUGAUGAACAAGAACAAGGGCCCCUUCCGCCUCGUUCUCAACGGCAAGGGCGGCAAGGAGAUCGAGUGGCACUGCAAGCACUACAUGGGCCGUGGCCUCAUGAAGCACUUCAAGAACGGCGAGGCCCUCGCCAGGGAAAUCGGAAUCUCCAAGGCCCACCUGGACGAGACCUUCCGCAAGUACAACGAGAUUGCCAGAACCAAGAACUGUCCUUUUGGCAAGAAGUACUUCCACAACCUCCCCUUCGACAUCAACGACGAGUUCUUUGUUGCCGUCGUCUGCCCCGUCCUCCACUUCACCAUGGGUGGCAUCAAGAUCGACGAGCACAGCCAGGUCUUCCACGGUGCCUCGGGUCAGAUUAUUCCGGGUCUCUACGCCUGCGGUGAAGUCGCCGGUGGUGUGCACGGUGCCAACCGCCUUGGCGGCAGCUCUCUGUUGGGCUGUGUCGUUUACGGACGGGUUGCUGGUGCCAGCGCAAGCGCUUUCCACAUGGAGCAGCUCUCCUCCAGCGCUGCUGCCCGCCGUCUCGGCAACAUUGCCGGCCAUCUGAGCGGCACCCCUGUCUCCAUCUCCGUUGGCGGUGUCAACCUCCAGAUUUCGUUCGAUGGCCAGAGUGCCCCUGCCUCGGGCGCUGCUCCUGUUGCUGCUGCUCCAGCCGCCGCCGCCGCUCCCGCUGCCGCCCCUGCUCCUGCUCCUGCUGCCGCCGGCCAGCUCAAGGAGUAUACCCUCGAGGAGGUUGCCAAGCACAACACGGACAAGGACUGCUGGGUCGUCGUCAACGGCGAAGUCCUGAACGCCACCAGCUUCCUCUCUGACCAUCCUGGCGGCAAGAAAGCCAUCAUGCUGUACGCUGGACGCGAUGCCACCGAGGAGUUCAACAUGCUCCACAAGCCCGAUGUCGUGGCCAAGUAUGCGCCCGAGAUCAUCAUUGGCAAAUUGAAGAAGUAA
Molecule: messenger RNA, 1836 nt
Organism: Polychytrium aggregatum
Lineage: Eukaryota; Fungi; Chytridiomycota; Chytridiomycetes; Polychytriales
Product: FAD binding domain-containing protein
Exons: 7
Coding region: 1-1836 (611 amino acids)
Molecular function (GO): FMN binding; oxidoreductase activity; heme binding
Source: RefSeq, a predicted model, not a curated record